AUGCCAGAGUCCGUUGCAGUUGCAGUCAUGAUCACGUAUUCGAGUUGCAUUAAGGGGAAGAUAUUUGAGAUAGAUGUUGUUGAGCUAUUAAAGAGUAUGGGCCUUAAUGCAGGUUUUAAUGUUAAUUUACAUUUGAUUCAAAAAAUUAUACUAAUAGAAAGUAAUAUAGGACCCUCCGUCGUUCGCGAAUUAAGGGGUGCGGUAUGUCAAAGAGAUCUAGGCACGAUCGGUAUUGUGGUCUCUCCCCGACUUAAUUUUACAGAAUUCGCGGUUAAUGAAGCUAAAAUAUCGAAUUAUCCUGUCAUCUUGACGGAUAAAUCCCACCUUCCCGAAAUCAUCCUUAAUCUCGCAAUAGACUCUCUCCAAGAUAGACC
Messenger RNA from Racocetra persica, 374 nucleotides. The record is from the annotation of a GenBank genome assembly. NCBI's taxonomy places the organism in Eukaryota, Fungi, Glomeromycota, Glomeromycetes, Diversisporales, Gigasporaceae.